Scatophagus argus is the source of this 1360-nucleotide messenger RNA. RefSeq names its product solute carrier family 25 member 17 (gene slc25a17). Gene Ontology annotation, cellular component: peroxisomal membrane. NCBI's taxonomy places the organism in Eukaryota, Metazoa, Chordata, Actinopteri, Scatophagidae. The transcript has 9 exons. Gene Ontology annotation, molecular function: AMP transmembrane transporter activity; coenzyme A transmembrane transporter activity; FMN transmembrane transporter activity. Bases 110 to 1048 code for a protein of 312 amino acids. The record is from RefSeq and is a predicted model, not a curated record.
AUACAUUGAUUGGUCAGUCCACAAGGAAGCGAGGCAUUAACGGCCAGCUGCGGGAAGAAUAACAACUUUUUAGUCGAGCAAAAGGUUGGAAGCACAAACCAAAUUCAAAAUGAGCUUCUCGGUUUUCUCAUAUGAGAGUUUGGUUCAUGCUGUGUCAGGGGCAGCGGGAAGUGUGACUGCCAUGACCGUGUUCUUCCCUCUUGAUACUGCCAGACUGAGGCUUCAAGUGGAUGAAAAUAGAAAGGCCAGAUCAACUCCAGCCAUCCUGGCAGAAAUUGUCAAAGAGGAAGGACUACUGGCUCCAUACAGAGGUUGGUUCCCGGUUAUCUGCAGCCUGUGCUGCUCCAACUUUGUCUACUUCUACUGCUUCCACAGCCUCAAGGCUACCUGGUUGAGGGGACAACAGUCAUUACCCACCACUGAUUUGCUCAUAGGCAUCGCUGCAGGUAUUGUAAAUGUACUGGUUACCACUCCUUUGUGGGUUGUCAAUACCAGGCUAAAGCUUCAAGGUUCCAACUUUCGCAAUACAGACAUACGGCCCACCAACUACGCUGGCAUUCAGGAUGCAUUCGGGCAGAUCAUUCGCAAUGAGGGCGUGGGAGCACUGUGGAAUGGGACCUUCCCCUCACUGCUGCUGGUGCUGAACCCAGCCAUCCAGUUCAUGAUUUAUGAAGGACUGAAGAGGCAGCUGAGGAGAGGAGUUCCCAGGGAGCUGUCAUCUGCUGAGAUCUUCGUCAUUGGUGCUGUUGCCAAAGCUGUUGCCACCACUGUUACAUAUCCACUGCAGACUAUUCAAUCCCUUCUUAGGUUUGGUCAGUUUGGCGAGUCAACAGACAAGUCAAAAGUGCUGUCCAGUCUAAGGACUAUCAAGUGUGUUUUGGUCAACAGAGUGAGGAAGUAUGGCGUGUUAGGUCUGUUUAAAGGCCUGGAGGCCAAGCUGCUGCAGACGGUGCUGACUGCUGCCCUCAUGUUGCUUCUUUAUGAGAAGAUUGCCAGCUGCACCUUCAGAGUCAUGGGACUGAGCAACAAAAACUUCAAGAAACGCUAGCGAGCAAGACAUUUCCCAACCAUGGACACUGGACCACUUUAAAGCACUGAUGGUACUGAUCACUGCUUAGGGCCGCAGCGAUGGAGACUUUCUGGAAAACUAUCACCUUCCUUUCAUCUUUAACGGUGACCUCAUCUUGAAAAUACUGUCAGGAUAACAUUGAUUUUGCUGUUUUGUCCUUCUGUAACAGUCCUGAAUGAUUAUGAUAAAAAGUGCUGGAAAUGCUGAAACAGAUUCACCAUUAUCACAUCAGGUUACACAGUGUCGUGAGUACAACGACUCCCAUUAAACCUCAACUUUAUUUGUCCUGGA